This is a messenger RNA of Coccinella septempunctata (seven-spotted ladybird), 3769 nucleotides long. It is a transcript of the gene fwd, whose product is annotated as phosphatidylinositol 4-kinase beta. The transcript is spliced from 11 exons. Gene Ontology annotation, molecular function: 1-phosphatidylinositol 4-kinase activity. Gene Ontology annotation, cellular component: membrane; cytoplasm. The record is from RefSeq and is a predicted model, not a curated record. The coding region runs from base 310 to 3081 and encodes 923 amino acids. NCBI's taxonomy places the organism in Eukaryota, Metazoa, Arthropoda, Insecta, Coleoptera, Coccinellidae. Gene Ontology annotation, biological process: phosphatidylinositol phosphate biosynthetic process; phosphatidylinositol-mediated signaling.
UUGUCAUAACUUUUAAUCAAAAUAUGGCGUCGCUUGUUAGUAGUGUUUUGGUUGUUCUUUAAAUUUGAUUGUUCAUAUUCAGUUACGAACAAUUCGUGCAGUUUUGAAGCAGGUUAUGUGUGGCGUUAUUUGAUGUGUUAUUUUGUUUCAAGGAGGGUUUCAUUUACGUUUUGAAACGAUAUGGUAUUUGAUCGACAAUCCCAGCUUCCCCCGAAUAGAAAGUGCAAUAUUCAGUGUUGAAUAAGGUAACCGUAGAUAACCCCUUCAAGAUGAAGCGUAGCAUCCUCCUCAGAGCCAACCUUUAACGCCAUGAACGACCACAUACCAUUCAGGGAGCCGGCGCCGUCUAGCCUGGCCCACACUAAACGUCACAAAUUGACGAUUUUCAAAGAUGCCGUCCCUUCGGUGCACGGAAAACCCGCUGUUUCCGUCAACGGAAAAACCAGACUCAGCACCCAUCAGAGGAACCUCAGUCUGGAUUUCAGGUCUAUGGGCAUCCUCCUACCGCCGGUCGCGCAGGUGACGACGACGCCGACGGUGACCAACCUCACCCUCCACCACAGGAACCGCAGUUUGGAUUCCGCCCUCCAGAGGAUCCCGGAGGUUGACGUGACGCCGAGCCCGGAGUGCGAGAAGGGUGCCGGCGGGAUUCUCGCCGCCUCCAAAGUUCAUUCCUGUACCGUAGUUAAGACUAGACAACGAGAUGAAGUUGUGAGCCUAGGCUCCGACGAUUCCGGCAUCCUGUGCGGCUCGGACAGCGGCUCCAGCGACACGACGACCACCACCAGGGAGUCCAGCAUCCAGCUGAGUCGCGAGAGCCUCCAGAGCGCCGACGCGAAGAAGGACGGCGAGUACGCGUCCGACGAGGCGGACGACGCGUGCGCCGUCGACACGCAAAAACAACAACGGACUAUAAGUGACGGUGAUAGGUCGGACAGGCCGGAAGUGUCGAAAAGUUUCGGUCUGUUGCGUCUGCUCGAGAGCAGGGUGUUCGACGUCGCGAUGGCCAUACACUACCUGUUCAAGAGCAAGGAGCCGGGCGUGCAGAGCUACAUCGCCAACAAGCUGUUCAGUUUCCCGGACGAGGGGGUGGACUUUUACCUGCCGCAGCUGGUGUGCAUGUACAUACAGAUGCACGACGUGGCCGAGGUCAUACAUCCCUAUCUGGUCCAUAGAUGUCGACAGUCCAUCGACUUCUCCCUGAAGUGCGCGUGGCUGCUGGACGCGUACGGGUCCGACGCCGCCCCCGUCACCGCCACCAAGAAGAAACCGCACAGCGUCAAGCUGAAGAACCUCAUCCUGUCCGAGGAGCUGAGGCCGCGGAACAAGAUGGCCGUCACGCUGGCCGCGCCGCUGGACAAGCCGGCCGCCGCCGCCACCACCUGUACAACGAUGCCUUCCAAGAAGUCUCACCAGAGGUCGCAGAGCGACGCGUCCGUCCUGACGUCGCGGGCCCCUACGUCCGCGACGAAGCUCUGCCUCGGCGACCUGAGCUCGGGCAGGGCCUUCGACAACGGCUGCAUAUGCUUCGACAGCUGCAUGGGACUGGUUAACGAUCUGAAGGGACGAAAGACUGAAUGUACCUGUUCGGCGCCUAGGCUAGCGCCCCAAUUAGAAUUCCUCCAGGCCCUGAUCCUGAUCGGUAAACUGCUCAGCUCCAUACCGACCAAGGAGGCCAAGACGACAAGACUGGUAGCGGAGCUGACCACGCUCAACCUGAACCUGCCGGCGCGCGUGUGGCUCCCCCUGAACAGCUCGGCGCCCCACCACGUGGUCAGGAUACCGCCCCAGGUGGCGGCGGUGCUGAACUCGAAAGAUAAGGCGCCCUACAUCAUCUACAUGGAGGUGGUGGAGGUGGACGACCUGUACAGCUCGCCGGUGACGCCGAAGAUAAUGCCCAGCCUGAGGCAUACGAAAUCGGAGGAGAACCUCGGCGGUUACGACAACAACUCGGCGUCCGCUUUCAGCAUGUGCGGGAUGCUGUGCGACGACAACGAUCCGGACUGGAGCAAGGAGGACGACGAGAUAUCGCGACAGUACACACAAAUGAAGAAACCGAUAGAUCGCGACACCAUCUCGCAAAUGAGCCAGGAUUCGAGCGAUUCGAGAGAGCCGCCGAUGUGGAUCGCCGCGAUCGACAUCAGGAAGAGACUGAGCGAGUCGUUCUUCGAGAGCCAGAGCAGGCAGUUCACCCACGAUCCCGAGGAUCCGUCCGCAGCCGUCCUGAAGGAACCCUGGCAGGAAAAGGAGCAGAGGGUGCGGGAGAGUUCGCCGUACGGUCACCUUCCCACCUGGAAGUUACUGUCGGUGAUCGUGAAGUGCGGCGACGAUCUGCGGCAAGAACUGAUGGCCUCCCAACUGCUCCAGAUGUUCCAGAAGAUCUGGGAGAUGGAGCGCGUGCCGCUCUGGGUUCAUCCGUACAAGAUCCUGUGUCUCUCGAACGACAGCGGUCUCAUCGAGCCGAUACUGAACACCAUCUCGUUGCAUCAGGUGAAGAAGCACGGACAGAUGUCGCUGUUGGAGUAUUUCAUCAAGGAGUACGGCCCAGUCACCUCCGAAGCGUUCCUCAGCGCGCAGAAGAACUUCGUUCAGAGCUGCGCCGCUUACUGUCUCAUCUGUUACCUGAUUCAGGUGAAAGAUAGGCACAACGGUAACAUACUGCUGAAGAGCGACGGCCACCUGAUCCACAUCGAUUUCGGCUUCAUCCUGUCGACGUCGCCCAAGAACCUCGGCUUCGAGACGUCGCCGUUCAAGCUCACGCCUGAGUUCGUCGAGAUCAUGGGUGGCGAGGACUCGGACAUGUUCGAGUAUUUCAAGAUACUGAUACUGCAGGGUCUGAUCGCCGCCAGGAAACACCAGGACAUGAUCAUACCGUUGGUCGAGAUCAUGAGAUCAGGUUCCCAAUUGCCGUGUUUCAAAUCGGGCGCGGCCACUGUACAGAAUUUGAAGAAUCGUUUCCACAUGAACAUGACAGAGGAACAGCUCCAGUUGGAAGUGAACAAGAUGGUGGAGGGAAGUAUACACUCGUUAUCAACAAAACUUUAUGACGGUUUUCAAUACUUUACGAACGGAAUACUAUAAAGUGUGAUAAUUUUUUUACUGUAAUUAAUAUUUGAAAGUAUGUAAUAUUAUUAAUAUUUAAUAUAUAAACGAUGCAAAGACUAUAAAUUAUAAUUAUAGUGAAUUUUUCAAUCGAAGGUGUUUUCCAUUCGAAUCAUUGCCCGCGUAGUUGAUUGAUUUUCAAAAAGAUAGUCUUUGUCCUCCUUGAUGAUGAGAUUUUUUAGGUAAUUUUAGGAAUACUGGAAAAAAUAUCGACUGUGAUUCUCUGCUAAGUAGCGGGGUUACUUAUGAGAAAAAUUUAAGUAUAGGAAAUUGUACUGAGGAAGGUUUCUAGAUUGAAAUAUUAUCGAAUUAGUCAAAUUUUGAAUUUGAAGGAAGGACUCGAACAUCUUUUUGAUAUAUCAAAAAAAGUUCAUCAUUUCAGUUGCAACAAUGUUCGUUAUUUUAUUUCGUUCUCAUUUUGUAUAAGUUGUUAUUUAUUCAUUUGAUGUGAAGAAUGGAAUAUAUCUUUGUGAGUAAUAUAUUUAAGAAUCAAUUAAAAUACUCGCCCGUAUGUUACUAAGGUCAAAAUUUUUUAUAAAUGUUGUUAAAUGCUCAAAGUUUUCAACACCAGUUACGCAGUUUUAUUAUGUGAAAAAAAUCAGUUGUCUUAACAUUUUAACUGUAUCAUUGCCAUUAAAUGUUUAAGUAAAUCAUUUAUCCCAGUCAA